AGCGCGGCGCAUUCAGCUAGCGACGAUGACGGGACGCGGUAAAGGAGGGAAAGGCCUGGGGAAGGGGGGAGCUAAACGCCACCGGAAAGUACUCCGAGACAACAUCCAGGGGAUCACGAAGCCCGCGAUCAGGAGACUGGCGAGGCGAGGCGGCGUAAAGCGGAUCUCCGGGCUCAUCUACGAGGAGACUCGCGGGGUUCUGAAGGUUUUCCUGGAGAACGUCAUCCGGGACGCCGUGACGUACACGGAGCACGCGAAACGGAAGACCGUGACGGCGAUGGACGUGGUCUACGCGCUGAAGAGACAAGGCCGCACUUUGUACGGCUUCGGAGGAUAAUUACAUAAUAUACUAUAACUAUUACACUAUUUAUUGAUUACUAGCUAUUGACAAAGGUCCUUUUCAGGACCGCAA
Messenger RNA from Aricia agestis (brown argus), 412 nucleotides. Its product is annotated as histone H4. The transcript has a single exon. Gene Ontology annotation, molecular function: structural constituent of chromatin; protein heterodimerization activity; DNA binding. The record is from RefSeq and is a predicted model, not a curated record. Gene Ontology annotation, biological process: nucleosome assembly. The coding region runs from base 26 to 337 and encodes 103 amino acids. NCBI's taxonomy places the organism in Eukaryota, Metazoa, Arthropoda, Insecta, Lepidoptera, Lycaenidae. Gene Ontology annotation, cellular component: nucleosome.